Messenger RNA from Xyrauchen texanus (razorback sucker), 2162 nucleotides. RefSeq names its product GTPase IMAP family member 7-like. Lineage: Eukaryota; Metazoa; Chordata; Actinopteri; Cypriniformes; Catostomidae. The transcript is spliced from 3 exons. The record is from RefSeq and is a predicted model, not a curated record. Gene Ontology annotation, molecular function: GTP binding. Bases 87 to 1439 code for a protein of 450 amino acids.
CAUUGAGUGACGCAGGUGAGCUUCUUCAUCCAGGAAACAUUUCUGUUGUUUAUUCUUUCGAUUUCGAAACUUCAGAGUGCUGAAAAAUGGCGUCCAGUUCAGCAGUUGGCAGACACAGUCCAGAGCUUGAGCGUCCCAACAUGAACUUGACAAGAAUUGUACUCCUGGGGAAGAGUGGUGUUGGAAAGAGUGCCGUUGGAAACACAAUACUGGGACAGGAAGUGUUUAAAUCUGAGAUGAGCAGAAGUUCAGUGACCCGUGAAUGUUCAGAGAAACACGGCAAUAUUUCAGACAGAAAUGUGUCUGUAGUUGAUACACCUGGAUUAUUUGAUACACACAUGAAUCCUGAAGAUUUCGUGACUGAGAUUGGGAGAAGUGUUUAUUUAUCCAGUCCUGGACCGCACGCUUUUCUCAUCGUGUUUCCUCUGAAUAUAGGAUUCAUUCAGCAGUAUGAGAAGAUUCUUCCUAUGAUUGAAACACUGUUUGGAAAAGAAGUGUUAAAAUACUCCAUCAUUCUCUUCACUCAUGCUGAACAUUUGAGAGGACAAAACAUAGAAAAAACCAUUGAGAGAAUCUAUUCAUUAAGAUCAGUAGUUGAUCAGUGUGGAGGCGGAUAUCAUGUGUUUAAUAAUAAAUAUCAGAAUAACAGAGAUCAGGUGACUGAACUACUGCAGAAGAUUGACACAAUGAUACAGCAGAAUGGAGGAGGACAUUACACUCAUCAGAUGUAUCGAGAUGCUCAGAGAUUUAAACCAGAGAAAGAGAAGAGACUGAGAGAGGAAGAUGAGAGAAGACAACAGGAGGAGAGACAAAGACAAAAGAGGAUUGAGAGAAUGAGGGAGGAGAUGGAGGAAAACUUAAGAGAAGAGUUAGAAGAUAAAUCUACAUCACACAGUCAGAAGGAAGCAAGCAGUGGAUAUAAAUCCUUUUUUUUCAAGUUAAAGGACUAUAUUUAUGCAAAUGGCAGUGGAGCUGUUGCUGUAGCUGUUGCUGUAGCUGUUGCUGGUGGAGCUGGAGCUGCUGGAGCUGGAGCUCUUUGUGGAGCUGCUGCUGCUGGAGCUGCUGCUGGAGCUGUUGCUGUAGCUGUUGCUGCUGUUGGUGGAGCUGCUGCUGCUGCUGGAGCUGUUGGUGGAGCUGGAGCUGUUGGUGGAGCAGCUGGAGCUGUUGGUGGAGCUGCUUUAGCUGGAGCUCUUUGUCGAGCUGCUGCUGCUGGAGCUGUUGGUGAAGCUGCAGCUGUUCGUGGAGCUGCUGGAGCUGUUAUUGGGGCUGUUAUUGGGGCUGUUAUUGGGGCUGUUAUUGGAGCUGUUAUUGGAGCUGUUAUUGGAGCUGUUCGUGGAGCUGUUGAUGGUACUUUUGAUGGUGAAACUUUUGCUGACCCUGUUCAUGGAGCCAGUGGUGUGCACAGACCUCAGUAUGGACGGGGGCAGAAGGAUGAAUAAAUGGCACUGAUUUGAUAUAGGGACAAACCACAAACCAGCGACAGGGUGUUGGGUGCCCAAGGCUCAUUAAGCACGAGGGCAAUGAAGUCUGUCCGUUCUGUUUUGACUCGUGUACUGUAUUUAUGUGUGUGCAUUUUCCAUUUCCCUGUUUGAUUUUUAUCUAGUUGCAAAUAAACAUGAAAUCUUUGUCUAAGUGUCCUUAAAGCUGCACUAUGAAAUAUUUUUAGGUUAAAAAUUAAAAAUAAAAUAAAAAUCCAUUAUUGAGUGAGAACAUAAAAACAAAUCAGCGUUCAAACCCGUCAUUGCCUUACCCAGAUUUACAACACUAAGCCUACUUAAAUUAUUUGAUUUAUGAGUAUUUAUACCCAGAUAGAAAAAUUGUUGUGGCCCAGAUCCGGCCCACACUUGACACUUUCAUCUGGCCCACAUACCACGUGGAAUGAUGGCACUUGGGCGGUCCGCUCCUGUUUGCCAGAUUUGGGCCACAAUCAAGCCGUAGCAAUGCCGCAUGUCAGCCAUGAACAAAACAAAUGAAGCAGAACUGGCCCACAUCUGGGCAACAGGUUAUUUUAAUUCUGGCCCAGAUCCAGCCCAGACCUAAAACCUUGCUCUGGCCCACAUACCGCAUGGAAUGAUGGCACUUCAGUGGCCCACUCCUGUUUGCCAGAUAUGGGCCAGAAUCGAGCCAUUGCAAUGCCGCAUUUCAGCCAUAAACAAAACAAA